Messenger RNA from Homarus americanus (American lobster), 642 nucleotides. RefSeq names its product U-scoloptoxin(01)-Cw1a-like. Gene Ontology annotation, molecular function: chitin binding. The coding region runs from base 68 to 454 and encodes 128 amino acids. The record is from RefSeq and is a predicted model, not a curated record. The transcript has 2 exons. Gene Ontology annotation, cellular component: extracellular region. NCBI's taxonomy places the organism in Eukaryota, Metazoa, Arthropoda, Malacostraca, Decapoda, Nephropidae.
GGGAAGGGAGGAGGAAGAAUCCUUCCUGGUAUCCUGCAGCGCUUCCACCAGGUCCUCCUUCUCCAUCAUGUACCGCGCCGCAACAGUCAUCCUCGUCAUGGCCUUGGCAACAUUGACUCUCGCCAAGUUCGCCUGGGAGUUGCCCAUCGACUAUGAGUUGUCGCUCAGCUCGCCCCUCGACACCUCCUUCACCUGUGAGGGCCGCUCCUACGGUUACUACGCCGACGUCGACAACAACUGUGAAAUUUUCCACGUGUGUCUCCCCGUCGCCGAUGCCAGUGGGACGGUGGUUAUCACACUGCAGUACACCUUCACCUGUGGCAACCAGACCAUCCUCAGCCAGGAUACCGCCACCUGUAAAUUCAGAGAAGACGCUUUCCCCUGCGACCAGGCACCGACGCUGUACGACGUCGUGAACGAGGAGUUUGGCAGGAUCCCGGAGCCUCUGGAGUAAACCCUUCAUGAUGCGAGUCCGAUGAUGUCUCACCUCACUCACUCGUACGAUACGCUAACCUUGUCUUGACCCUGGACAGCUGAAGUUACUACCAUACCCUGGUUGACCUAGGAUGACCCAGACCACAGCAGUUGACCUGUCUGCCCCCCUUCCCUAACUGUACACAAAAUAAAGAAAUUCUCAAGCCA